AUGUAUAGUUACAUAAAAUACAUGAUUAUUCUCUAUGAAGAAAAAAGAAGACAUGAGGAAGUGCAAAGAGUUAAUCAGUCGGAGACCGCCCAAGGGCAAAAUGAGACAGAAUCAAUUAACUCAUCCGUCAACUCUUCGUCCAAUGCAUCAUCCGAAGGUAUUUCGUGCAACAUUUGGACUCGUUUUAAACGCAUUACCGAUAGAAUUAUGUCCGAAAAAAAAUUAACUUUGGAUGAAGUAUGCAAUAGAAUAGCAAUUGAAAUUAGUGAUUAUGGCAUAGGAAAGAUUUGCGCACAAACUGUGAAAAAUUUUUAUCAUAAGAAUAACUCUCAUAGUAUUAGGAACACAUUUCCUAAAACCUUUGCAGAGGAAGUUCUAGAAACCUAG
Messenger RNA from Rhizophagus irregularis DAOM 181602=DAOM 197198, 387 nucleotides. NCBI's taxonomy places the organism in Eukaryota, Fungi, Glomeromycota, Glomeromycetes, Glomerales, Glomeraceae. The record is from RefSeq and is a predicted model, not a curated record.